Messenger RNA from Pipistrellus nathusii (Nathusius's pipistrelle), 1548 nucleotides. Lineage: Eukaryota; Metazoa; Chordata; Mammalia; Chiroptera; Vespertilionidae. The record is from the annotation of a GenBank genome assembly.
AUGGAGGGCCCGGCGGAGCUCGGCGCCGAGGCGGUGCUGCGCUUCCUUGCGGAGCGCGGGGGCCGGGCCCGGCACGCCGAGCUGGUGCAGCACUUCAGGGGUGCCCUGGGCGGCGAGCCCGAGCGGCGCGCCCACUUCAAGGAGCUGGUCAAUGCCGUGGCCACUGUGCGCACCGACCCCGCCGACGGCUCCAAGUAUGUACACCUCAAAAGGAGGUUCUGCGAAGGCCCACAGUCACCCAAGGCCGCGCCCCCUGGGGACCUGCCCCGCAUUUCGGUGACUGCAGAGCCCGAGCCCCACGGAGGCGGUGACCCCGAGGAGUCGGACAACCCGGCCGAGAGCCGGGAGAGCGGCUUGUGCCCCGAGUCGGCGUCCCCGGGUCCGCGCAGUGAAGCCGGCGAUGAAGAGUCUUCCUCCGCCGCGCUUGGACCGCCCCUGCACGGCGGGGCCCGGAGAAAGAACUCGCGGCGCGGCGCGCAGCCUCCGGCCCGAGCACCAACCCCCGAGCCCGGCGAUGACCUGGAACCCCAGCCCCAGGUCUGCGAGGAGGCGGACGGAGGGAGCUCUCCCGGGGGAACCACCACCCCUAGGUCUACUCGCCAGAACCUCCGGGACCUUGUGAUGGGUAACUCCCCGCAGCUGAAGAGGAGCUGCUCUGGGGGAGGACGCGGCAAAGGCGGGGGCGACUCGGACAGCGCUUCCGUUGCUUCGUCGUCGGCCGAGGAGGAGAUGAGCAGCGGGGCCUCGGUGACGCUGGACCCGUUAGAACACGCCUGGAUGCUCUCCGCCUCGGACGGCAAGUGGGACAGCCUAGAAGCGCUGCUCACCUGUGAGCCUGGCCUGCUGACCAAGCGGGACUUCAUCACCGGCUUCACUUGCCUGCACUGGGCAGCCAAGCACGGCCGACAGGAGCUCCUGGCCAUGUUAGUCAAUUUCGCCAACAAAAACCACCUGCCGGUGAACAUCAACGCCAAGACGAGUGGAGGCUACACCGCCCUGCACUUGGCAGCCAUGCAUGGGCACGUGGAGGUGGUGAAGUUGCUGGUGGGGGCCUACGACGCAGACGUGGACGUGAGGGACUACAGUGGGAAGAAGGCCUCGCAGUAUCUGAGUCAGAGCAUCGCCGAGGAGAUCAAGAACCUGGUGGGAGCCCUGGACGAGGACGAUGGUGAAAGUGCCACAGGCAGCGGGAGUGGGCGCUGGAGGCUUUCAAAAGUGCUUCCUUCCCACCUCAUCACCUACAAACUCUCGCAUGUCCUGGAGGAUGGAGGGGAUCAUCACCACCACCACCACCACCACCACCUGGCUGAGGGAUCGGCAGGAGGCAAAGCAAAGGACCCAGGUCGCAAAGCCUCUGGCAGCUCUAGUGGGCGAAUAAAACCCAGACUCAACAAAAUCCACUUCAGAACCCAGAUCAUCCACACCACACCCUUUUUCAGAGAUCCGGAGCAGCCCCUAGAAGAGGGGGAGCAAGAAGAAGAGGAUCGAUCUCUUAAAGGCCACUUACCCUCAUUCAAAUUGAGGCCGAAGUCCAAUGUAUUUGGGUAA